AUGGCAACAACGACAACUGACAAAAGUCUUUGUGAUGUAUGUCGAAAUCAUUUCGGUGAUCAUCGUCAAGAAUUAAAUCAACAACUAGAUGAAGUUGAAGUUACUCGUAAUCUUCUUCGACAAGCACUAACAGAUGAAGCAAAACAACUUUUACUACAGCAUACAGCUAUACAUAUUACUGAUAUAGAGAUUCAGUUGAAUAAAUUAACUGAUCAAUUGAGACAAAGUCAUCAAAACAAUGACUUUGUUGAAACAGAUUUACAUCGAUGGAAAAAGCAAUUUAUUCAGCUAACAGAUGAACUUGGCAAACCACCAAAUAUUACUAUUCAACAAGGUUCAGAAUCACUUGUGAAAAAAAAUUCUGUUGAUAUAUCAACUUGAGAUACUUGUGGAACACUAGUAGCCGGUGGUCAUGGACAAGGUAAUCGUCUCAAUCAACUCAAUGGUCCUGGUUACAUCUUUGUCGAUCAAGAUUAUUCAGUUUACAUAUCAGAUGAGAACAAUCAUCGUGUGAUGAAAUGGACAAAAGAUGCAACAGAAAGUAUUGUUGUUGCUGGCGGUCAUGGCCCAGGAAGUGGUCCAUUUCAAUUGUCUGGCCCUCGUGGAGUGAUUGUUGAUCAGUUAGAUGCGAAACAAGGUACUGUUGUUGUUGGUGGAAAUAAUGAAGAAAACGAACAAAACCAACUCUACUAUCCUCAGGAUUUAUCAUUUGAUAGACAAGGCAAUCUGUAUGUUGUCGAUUUUGUAAAUGAUCGAAUACAACGUUUCAAUAUUGAUUCAAGUUCCAGUUAG
Rotaria sp. Silwood2 is the source of this 792-nucleotide messenger RNA. The record is from the annotation of a GenBank genome assembly. NCBI's taxonomy places the organism in Eukaryota, Metazoa, Rotifera, Eurotatoria, Philodinida, Philodinidae.